This is a messenger RNA of Aspergillus versicolor CBS 583.65, 1749 nucleotides long. RefSeq lists its product as uncharacterized. The coding region runs from base 1 to 1749 and encodes 582 amino acids. Gene Ontology annotation, biological process: peptidyl-threonine phosphorylation; peptidyl-serine phosphorylation. The record is from RefSeq and is a predicted model, not a curated record. NCBI's taxonomy places the organism in Eukaryota, Fungi, Ascomycota, Eurotiomycetes, Eurotiales, Aspergillaceae. The transcript is spliced from 2 exons. Gene Ontology annotation, molecular function: protein serine/threonine kinase activity; ATP binding.
AUGAACUUCCUACUUGAUCUGCUUGAUUGUCUAGUGCGACUCAUCUGUUGGUUAUUCGGGCUUUCCAGAGUGUCGCACCCUGAAAAUGUUCCCCAGCCGUCUUCCCCAUUAUCUGCCAGUCCUCCGCUACUUCGAGAAAAAUCGUCCUUUACUUUGACGCCAGACAAUGAUGGUCGCACCGCACUGCAGAAUCUUCAACGGGGUCUCAAAAAAUACCGUUUGGAGUCCUUCGUCGAUCGGCGUUUGGAAUUUGUCGCUGGACCUAUCGUGCAACGGCUGGUUGAAGACAACAUCGAAGCAAUUCUCAAAGAGGGAUCGCUUGGAGACGUUGAACACAUUUCUUCACUUAGUCAACUGAUUUCCAAGCAUGCGACAAGGCUCUUCGCAAUUCUUGUGGAGCUGAGGCGAGAGGAAUACAUCAUACCACUGCUUAGGGAGGGAAUACAGGAUGAUAAUCUUCCAUUUCAGAGGGUCCAAAUAUCUACUCUACAUACAAUGGCCCUUGUCACUCGACAGGGUACAAAUGUGCACGCACUUAGGGAUUGGGACAUCGAAGCUAUCAAGAAUUGGGAGAAGAAACAGUAUCGCUUCUUGAGUCCUAUAUUUCGACGCGGCGAGCAUUAUGAACUUGACGACUUACAUAUACUACCGUUCCUCGACCAUCAGGCUGACCAUGACGGUAAGGCAUCUGCAGCGGGAGGUUAUGGCGAGGUGUUCCGAGCUUGCAUUCAUCCAGACAACCAUGAGCUCGAACGCUCCUCCGUUCGCCCACGUCGCGGCCUCUUUGUGGCCGUCAAGCUUUUGUUCCAUAAUGACGACUUCCAACCCGAACGAAACGUAUACCGGGCCCUGGGCCAUUUAAGUCAUGACCAUCUGAUUGAUCUGCUGUUUACUUACAAGAUGAAGAACCGUUAUCACCUAGUAUUCCCGUGGGCUGACGGAAGUCUGAAGGACUACUGGGAGAAUUACCCAAAGCCAGCGUUUACUUAUCAAAAUAUUCUAUGGUCCGUGGAGCAGAUGAAAGGUAUUGCCAGUGGAUUGGCCUAUUUUCACGAGUUUACAAACCCAGAGCAUGGACAGACCCGAUUUGGGCGCCACGGUGAUAUCAAGGCUCAGAACAUACUCUGGUUUCGCCACGCAAAUAUUCUGAAAAUAGCGGAUUUGGGCCUAGCUAGCGUUCAUGGCAGAGACUCUAGGUCCAACGUGCCCCCAAGCACAGUUGUUGCCUCCCCUACCUACUCCCCUCCGGAACUCCGACGAGGACACCCAGUCUCUCGCAAAUGGGAUAUUUGGAGCCUUGGAUGUUUAUACCUGGAGUUCGUAACAUAUAUGGUUCUCGGGAACUCUGACAUUGUCGAGUUUUCCAGCCAGCGAAAAGGGCCCACCGACAUCCCUGAAAUGACCUCGGAUGUCUUUUACUCGGAAGAUGCUCAGGACGUGAACCCGGGAGUUAUUGUCUGGGUUGCCCAUUUAAGACACAGCCAAUUGUGCUCGAGAGCAAUGCACGACAUCUUGGACCUCGUUAUGGAUGAGAUGCUUGUGGUCAAUCCCGAUGCCCGAAGCGACUCAAGGCAAAUAUACAAGAAAAUGAAGAAUCUAACCAAGCGUGCCGAGAAAGAAAAGAAAUAUCUCCUUAAACCUGAGCCAUUGGCUCUCGGACACUCCAGAAGGCCCCGUCGGAUAUUCGAAUCUCUGUUGCAACCGCAGCCUCUAAGCAGCACCCCGAGGAGUCAUACUUGGAACCUCUGA